Messenger RNA from Cannabis sativa, 1292 nucleotides. RefSeq names its product TATA-box-binding protein. Lineage: Eukaryota; Viridiplantae; Streptophyta; Magnoliopsida; Rosales; Cannabaceae. Bases 275 to 877 code for a protein of 200 amino acids. The record is from RefSeq and is a predicted model, not a curated record. Gene Ontology annotation, molecular function: RNA polymerase II general transcription initiation factor activity; DNA binding. Gene Ontology annotation, biological process: DNA-templated transcription initiation. The transcript is spliced from 9 exons.
CCUGGGUGUGAAUAUAAGCCCUCUAUUUUAAACGCUCCCAAUUCUUUUUCCUUCCUUUGUUUUUUUUCUCUCUCUCUCUAUCCCCCGAGUUUCUCAUUCCUUCCUGUGUUAAUCGCCACAGCGCCAAGCACGAACCAGAUUCAUUCAACGGUCGUCUUAAAUCUAAAUCUUCUUGUGGAGACCCCAAAUCAAAUAUCACUAAACCCAAGCUCCUCGCUUUCACGAGUUGUCAAUCACACUGAUAUCAAGGAGACCGGUUGAUAUCAAGGUAACAAUGUCGGAACAAGUCUUGGAAGGGAGCCAACCAGUUGAUCUCCAGAAGCACCCUUCGGGAAUAGUUCCGACCCUACAGAAUAUUGUCUCCACUGUUAAUUUGGAUUGCAAGUUGGAUCUUAAGGCCAUUGCUCUCCAAGCUAGAAAUGCAGAAUAUAAUCCUAAGCGUUUUGCUGCAGUUAUUAUGAGAAUAAGAGAACCAAAAACAACAGCAUUGAUAUUUGCAUCUGGGAAGAUGGUGUGUACUGGGGCCAAAAGUGAACAUCAAUCAAAACUUGCAGCAAGAAAGUAUGCUCGUAUCAUUCAGAAACUUGGGUUUGCGGCAAAGUUUAAGGAUUUUAAAAUCCAAAAUAUAGUAGGCUCUUGCGAUGUUAAGUUUCCCAUUAGGCUUGAAGGACUUGCAUAUUCGCAUGGUGCUUUCUCAAGUUAUGAACCAGAAUUAUUUCCAGGCUUGAUUUACCGGAUGAAGCAACCGAAAAUUGUGCUACUUAUAUUUGUCUCUGGAAAAAUUGUUCUUACAGGAGCAAAGGUGAGGGAAGAGACCUACACUGCCUUUGAGAACAUUUACCCUGUCCUGACAGAGUUCAGGAAAAACCAGCAAUGAUGGGAUUGUAGAAGACUCAACCGUAUUGUUCUUGUAUUAAAUUUUUGGCAUUUGUGUUUUUAGUCUUAUAUAGUAUGAAAAGUGCAUCCUUACCUAUGGCACUCCUUGCAAUGUUCGACUUCAAGAAGUUUUUGUAUUCGGUUCUUUUGGCAGAUAGAGCAACCAAAGACAAUUUGCUUGCAAAAGGUUUGCAGUGAAACACUGUCGCUGUGGCAACUGCUGCACCUGGGUUGAAUUGUAGAUAUGAAAAUGGUUGUUGUCACCGUUGACUGAUUUGCUUAACCAUUAGACCAAAAAUUUGCUAAUGGGUUAUUUGGUGUAAAAUUGUGUGAACAACAUCUGCCAAGUCCUUGAAACAGAAAUGGAAAAUGGAGGAAUGAAAAAACUUACUUUUAAACUUUUGGUGGACCUUCAA